AUGGCCUCCAGUUUCAAUGACAUCGUGAAGCAAGGCUACGUGAGGAUCCGGAGCCGCCGCCUGGGGAUUUAUCAACGAUGUUGGUUAGUAUUCAAGAAAGCGUCCAGCAAAGGUCCAAAAAGACUGGAGAAAUUUUCCGAUGAACGUGCCGCCUAUUUUAGGUGUUACCAUAAGGUUACAGAACUCAACAACGUGAAGAGCGUAGCUCGACUGCCAAAAAGCACCAAGAAGCACGCCAUCGGGAUUUAUUUCAAUGAUGACACCUCCAAGACCUUUGCUUGCGAAUCAGAUCUUGAGGCUGACGAAUGGUGCAAAGUCCUCCAGAUGGAGUGUGUGGGGACGCGGGUCAAUGACAUCAGCCUCGGAGAGCCUGACUUACUGGCCACUGGAGUUGAGAGAGAGCAGAGUGAGAGAUUCAAUGUGUAUUUGAUGCCAUCUCCUAACUUAGAUGUACAUGGCGAAUGUGCCUUGCAGAUUACAUAUGAGCACAUCUGCCUUUGGGACGUCCAGAAUCCCAGAGUCAAGCUCAUCUCUUGGCCGCUCAGCGCGCUGCGGCGGUAUGGGCGAGAUGCUGCUUGGUUCACCUUUGAGGCAGGGAGGAUGUGUGAGACUGGUGAAGGGCUGUUUAUCUUUCAAACGCGAGAUGGGGAGGCCAUCUACCAGAAGGUCCACUCGGCCGCCCUGGCCAUAGCGGAGCAGCACGAGCGCCUGCUGCAGAGCGUGAAGAACUCCAUGCUCCAGGUGAAGAUGAGCGAGCGGGCCGCCUCGCUGAGCACCAUGGUGCCCCUGCCUCGCAGCGCCUACUGGCAGCACAUCACCCGGCAGCACAGCACCGGGCAGCUGUACCGCUUGCAAGGUGUCACCAGCCCUCUGAAGCUUCAUCGAACAGAGACUUUUCCCACCUACCCAUCUGAGCACUGA
Molecule: messenger RNA, 921 nt
Organism: Rangifer tarandus platyrhynchus (Svalbard reindeer)
Lineage: Eukaryota; Metazoa; Chordata; Mammalia; Artiodactyla; Cervidae
Source: the annotation of a GenBank genome assembly